CCUAUCUCGAAAUAGCAAGCAAUGAUGAAUCCUAUCAGUUGCAUCUGGGCAUGAUAGGCAAUCAUGCAGAUCGAUUCUCGGAUUUGAGCAUUGCUUGACUUUGACAUUCCAUCAUGUCCAGCAACAUUCACGACGAUAACAUUGCACCUGGCACCGUCAGGCUCAUUGACGCCAAUGGUGAACUCAACGUCAAGCACUCUGCGGGCCAUGGCGACAUUGUCCUUGUGCCAACGCCGUCUGACGACCCGGAGGACCCUCUCAACUGGACAAAGAAGCGCAAGCUAUUACAGACUGCAUGUAUGGUCGUGUAUACAGUUAUGAUGGUCUUCCCGAGUGCUGCUGUCUAUUCAGUCGCCAAACCCAUAUCAACGUCAACUGGAAUCAGUAUCACAACAAUUAAUCGAGGCACUGGCGUUAUGUUUCUCUUGUACGGCUGGAGUACAAUCUUCUGGCAGGCCGUAGCUCUCCAGUAUGGUAAGCGACCGGUAUACCUUGUCUCCGCGGCUGCCUCAGUUGUCGUCAUGGCUGUUGCACCGAUGUGUCGUUCUUCCGGCACUUAUCUGGCAAUCAGAAUCAUUCAGGGGUUCUUUGGUGGACCGGUCGAAAGUCUUUGUGAAAUCAGUAUGACCGAUAUCUGGUUUGCACAUGAAAGACCUCUCUACAUAGCUUUAUAUGGCGUAUCGCUCGGCGCAUCCGGCAAGCUAGCUCCAGUGUUUAGCGCGUUCAUUAACAGUGGAAUGGGCUGGGAAUGGACCCUGUGGUGGUGUGCUAUAGGCAUCGGCAUCGCUUUCAUUUUUUGUCUUUUUCUCAUGGAAGAGACAAACUACGACCGACGUACAACACAUUCGUCAUUGUCUAGUUCGCAAGCUAGCUUGGAGGUUGUCGGCGACUCUACCCUCUUCACGUCCGAGAAGGAUGCCGCCAAGGAUGGUGUACAUGUCAGCGACCCUGCAUCACUAGAUGACAAGAAACAUUCCGAAGAUCACAACCCUAUCGAUCCAGCAGCCGCAGAAGUGGGACAAAUCGCAUACCCUCGAAAGACUUACUGGCAAAAACUCAGCGUGGUCGACAAAAAGCGACCAAAUCGCAUGCUGGAUAUCAUGGUGGCACCCUUCAAGUUCUUCAGAUUUCCCUGCGUGGUAUUUGCGGGUGCAAUGUAUGGGCUACAAGGUUUGGUGUAUCCUGGAAUCCUUAACGCCACAGCCAGCGUCACCUACACGAACAGCUACUAUCACUUUUCCAGCGAUGCAGUGGGCUUUGCUUACUUCGCGGCCGUCGUAGGCAUGAUUAUCGGCUCCAUCUGGGUGACUCUCGCAGGACCAUGGCUCGUCAUCAAGCUGGCACGUCGUCGGGGUGGCAUCUCCGAGCCAGAAGAUAUUUUGUGGCUGUUCACCGCCUCAUUCAUCGUGGUCCCGUUCGCACUCAUCUUGUGGGGCGUUGGCUCAACGUACCACGUGCAUUGGUUUGGGUUGGUCUUUGCUCAAGCUAUACUAGCUAUCUCGAGUACACUGUGUCUGUCUACAGCUAUUCAGUAUGCGACAAGUGCUUAUCGAGACCUGAGUGGUGAGUUGAUCACAACCAUCAUCCUGAUUAGGAAUACGCUUAGCUUUGCCAUCAACUAUGGCAUCAACCCUUGGAUCGAAGCAAUGGGAACACGAAACACGUUCAUCACAGCGGCAGUGAUAGCAUUUGUGCUCAAUGGCACCAUGUUCUUGAUCAUCCCAUAUGGCCGCCGACUUCGCGAACACAGUGCGAGAAGAUACUGGACCUAUGUUGAGAAGGCAAGAGCCAAGGGAUUAGGUCAUUAGAAUUAGUGAGGAUCAAUCAAGCUUCAACUCGCAGGGGG
This is a messenger RNA of Aureobasidium pullulans EXF-150, 1846 nucleotides long. Its product is annotated as major facilitator superfamily transporter. The transcript is spliced from 8 exons. Gene Ontology annotation, molecular function: transmembrane transporter activity. Gene Ontology annotation, biological process: transmembrane transport. Bases 114 to 1808 code for a protein of 564 amino acids. Lineage: Eukaryota; Fungi; Ascomycota; Dothideomycetes; Dothideales; Saccotheciaceae. The record is from RefSeq and is a predicted model, not a curated record.